CACACACACACACAGACACACACACAUUUUCUCUGUCUAUAGUCUUAGGGCAGUUAUUUGACAACUUAAGUCAUGCUCUGAAAGUCAGAGUGCCUUUAUCACAGUUCAGGGCAAUGGCAGGUAAACUCUGCUCAAAAUCAGGCCAAGGGUCUGAUCAUAUAGCAAAGAUUCCAAGAAAAGAAUGGGGCCCAGAGACUUGAAAUGAAGAUAUUUAGGUAGACAAGCGUAAGAGUUUUGAGCUCCUGGAUUACUCUGAGCUUUCCAGGCUGGCAGAUAUAGCCCCUAACCACUUGCCUCAGAAAAACAGUCUCUGCUUGCCUGGAGGAACAUGCAAUAACCUAAUCUGAAGCAGGUGCCUUUCAAGAUGAUUCUUGUUUUCUUCAAGAUAUGCCCCAACACCCUCAUUACCUCCUGGCUGAAAAACAAAGUCAGGUUUCAGCAUAGCCUGAGCAGGAAAGUACAAGCUCUGGUCUGGGAAGAAAUAGCCCACAUGCCAAAGGAAUUUCAGGAUCUGGCUAAUAGAUGUUAGCUGGGACUGGUGAAUGUGUAUAGGAGUGUAUCUUGAGUAUGUUAGACCAGGGGGACAGAAUACAAAGCUGAAUGGAGUAGAAUUCAUUAAUAUGAGGGUACUUAGCCAUAAUUCAGGAAUCCCAAUAAUUUAAAGGAUGGUUUUUUUCAAGUUUAUUUAUUUCUUUUGACAGUGACAGAGAGAGAGCGAGUAUGAAUGGGGGAGGGACAGAGAGAGGGAGAGAGAAAAUCAAGCAGGCUCCCCAGCAUCAGCACGGAGCCCAACGUGGGGCUCUACACAGGGCUCGAUCCCACAAACCAUGAGAUCAUGACCUGAGCUGAAACCAAGAGUCGGACCCUCAACGGACUGAGCCACCCAGGCACCCCAACAGGUUGGCUUCUUAAAGUGUGGAUCUGAUAUCGUUCUACAUCAAAUGAAGUAAAGAUGACAGAACUUCCUUGGCAUAAUAUUGAAGAAAGGAACAGAAAGUUCAGAGAGGUGGGAAUGUUAGAAUGAAUUUAUUUUAUAUGUCCUGGGAACCCAGCAGCUGGUUAUGUUCUUGGAAUGGUCAGGGAAUAUUCCCUUCACUGAGGAUGUAAAGAAUGCAGUGAUGCGGGAGCACCGGGAUCUUUGGAGAAGCUUAAUAGUUUCUGUCUUCUGUAGGCCAGGGUUAAUAAAUAGAGGGUUCUGCCAUGAAAUCUAGCAUCAUAAUAUUAGUGGGGAUGAAGCAAUUCCAGAAUGGCAAAGGCCAGGUGGUAGCAGUUAACAAAGGCUGCUGAGGUCAUUACCAUAAUGGAUAGGCAGGCCAGGGUGAAAACCAAGGUGUCUUUACCUACAGGGUAUCUGGUGUUGGCUAAUGGAUCAUGGUUUCACAGGGGCAAGUUGAAUGAGAAGGCAACAAAAGCGUUGCUUACUAGGUAUAAUCAGAAAAUUCAAGAAACAGUAAGCAAAAAUAUGAUAUAAGUUGCUGCAAUGGAAAAUUAUGGGCCCUCAUCUAGUUUCCAGAUCUCAACCCUUGAAGAAAUUAAGUAUUUAGCAGAGCCCUAGCCUGUGACAUUCGAGUUGUUAUGGGUGGAAGGGCCAGGCAGAAGUAUCUGAACCUGUCUACACCAGUGUUAAAUUGGAAGCAAUACUGCAAUCCAGAAGAAUUGACGAUACUUGUUCAAGCAUCAAAGACUUGGAAGAUGCAGGAAUAUUACCAUCCAGAACUGGGUACCACAGAGCCGUGCCAGUGAACAAGAGGGCACAAGAGUCCCCAGAAGCAUCGUUUCUUUCCGGACCCGGUUCUCUCUUCCUUUGCCCUCCAGGGGCCGCUGCGUUUUCCCGAAAGCGCGCGGGAGGUCUGGUUGCCGCGAGACCGUCGCCAGGCAACCGCGUGUACACACACUUCUGGCCGGCCAGGGUCUCGUCAAUAUGGCGGCGCCGGGCACCCCCUCGACCUCUCCCCUCGACCUGUCUCCCACAUCUGUGUCCCCGCCAGGACCGCCGCCGACCCCGCCCCCGACCUCGAACGCGCUCUCGAAGUCGCCCCUGGAGUCGAAGGCGAGCUCCCAGAGCCCACCGUCUCGCUCGACCUGCCAGGAGACCUCGUUGCCCUUCGCCGUGUUUUACGGGCCAUUGGACGCUAAAAACCCGCUCCUGGCCUCCUGCGAGAGGGAGAUCCGGGAAUUACUAGGCUUUAUGAGGAGAAAGAAGGCGUUAGCGACAACAGAGGAGCAGAAGCAUGAAUUCCACCGGCUUUGUGCCACCUCUUUGUUUAAUAUCUGGACCAAAUAUGCCCCGCGGCUGCCAGCUGCCUAUUACAAUGAAAAGCUUCUGAAGGUUGGAGAUAGCCUUUGUGAAAUAAAAGAAUAUAAAUUGGCCCUUUUACAGUGCUAUGGAAGGUACCUUCAGCAGUUCCAUGUCAACUUUGAUGAGAAUAAAGCAGAUGUGAAUCAAUUCAAAACUGCCUUUUUUCCAAAAGGCCUUGGAGACAAAACUUCUGCUCAUAUAUUUCAUGCUUUAAGUGGCAAAAAUAUUUGCAACUAUGAACUGGUCUGUGACAAUGACGUGAACCUGCAGAAUAAAGAAUCUGUGACCCAGUGCCUGCAGAUUUUGUCCUCCUUAAGACUCAUCAUGCAGGUGGCUUUGCCACUGGAACACCUUUGCUGGAUUAUUUUCAACGGUACCAUUUACAUUUACACCAUUUGCAGAAAACUGAUGAUCAUAGGUCAGUCUUCCAAGGCCUUGGAAUACCUCCUGUGGGCCAGUAUGUGUAUGGAGUUCUCGGUCCCGCUCCUGUCUGUCAGGUACCUGACGUGGCGGGCUACUCUUUACACUGCCGUCUGCCAGUGCUAUUAUGACUGCCAAGCUGGCGUUCAUGCAGAGGCAUUUGCUCGGCGUGCUUUAGCUAAAAUUGAUGAGUUAAGGCAACUGGAAUUGAUGAGUUCCUCACAAUCGCAGGAAGAAUCCAGAAGAUAUUAUAGAGAGGCCACCAUAAAGAUGGCAGUGAUGAUCUUCAAAAGAGGAGUAUUUGAAUCUAGAAGGAAACACAAAGGUUUGUUUAGACCAAAGAUAAGAGUGAACCUAAGGGAAGCUCAAACUUUGCCAUGGCCACGUACUGUCACGGAGCGGUUGUUGGAUGAGAUGUUUGAUAGCACCGCAUCCCGGUUUCUGGCUGUCUUAGAAGCUCUUUCUGAUUCAAAUAGGCGUACUCUACAAACUGGACCUAUUGUUACAGAUGAAGUAGAAGUUCGUGAUGUUGUCUCAGAACUGUUUAUGGCAGGAAAAGAACUUUUAAUAAUGUCAAAUAUUGGUGCAGAUGGAAUGCUUGAUUUUCCACAAACAUCUCUUCUGCAACUUAUUAUAAAAGGAAAAAAUGUUAUUUCUAUAGAUGCUGCUGUGAAAUUUGUAAAACUAGCUUUUACUUAUGAGGAAUGGAGUUUAUUUGAAUCUUCAGCUGGGCAGCUUAUUGAUUUUCUCCAGAGGCAGGAUGAUCCAGAGUUAAAGAAAGCAGAAAAGGAUUUAAUUCUUCUAAUUGCAAUAGAACCUUUAAUCAAUGUAAAGAGAAACAAAGGUUUGGUCUUUCCCAUGGAAAACUACAAAGAAGGACAGUCAGCUCAAAUUUAUGUUAAAAAAAUCGGUUUUCAUGAUACUUGUAAGACUUAUGGAUAUUCAGAAGACAUUUUCCAUUUGGCAGCAACCUUGUACUCCUGUGUCUGUGCCUCUCCCCAGAAUGCUCAGCCUGAUAAAGAAAUCGUUGUGGACACGAUAAUGUUCCUAUGGCAGAAAUGCAAAUUAGGAAUUCAGAGGAUCAAUAUGUCCAGAAAUGACUAUGCAAAAUUCAUCCAGAAAAUCAGCACUAAUAAAUGGGUUUAUCUUCUGUGGCAGAUAAAUGAAGUAAUUCACUGCUAUAAAAUGGAAGACAUUGACGUUGUGGUGGUGGCAGAGGUCACAUUACAAUUAAGUGAAAUAUUGGAGUCAUUAGGAAACCCACGAAAAAAAUUUAAAAAAUCUCUAGAGAUAUCUUUAAGGAAAGGGACUGGUGAAUUCCUUGAGACUUCAAAUGGGAGCCUGGAAAUUCUCCCAAUAUUGAAGAAAAAACCCGUGGAACAGUUAUUUUUGGCUUAUGAACUUCUUGACAAAGCAAUUGGUGGGAUAAAUUUGAAUUGCAAAUUAAGUACUUUGCCAAAUGGAUCAUCAGUGAUUGACCAUUGCUAUGCCAAGUAUACCCAGGAUACAGAUGGAGACAUCUGCAAACCAGUCACACCGAAUAGUUUCAUGAUGGAUUUACAUCUUGAACUAAUUCAAGCCCAACACCGAAUAGCUGUUGUGCUUCUUGACCAAUUGCAAGGUAUUUUGCAGACUCCAGCUGCUAGCAAGCAUGUAUCUGCCAAAGAUCCAAAAAAGCUGAAACAAUCUAGAAGCAUUGACUGUUUUACAGAAUUAAGUGUAAUGAAUAAAAUAAAGAAGAAUAAGCUGUCCAAAGCGAUUUACUUGAUGCAGAAAGCUCUUCUAGUAUUUGAAAAAGAUGCCGCCUCUACAUGUUCACACAACUUUUUGAUGGAAGCAUAUUCUUUAAUUGAGAAGAUUGAAACAGAACAAAAUGCCCUAUAUUCAUAUCAAAAAUAUGUGGAGAGUUCGGAAAGAAAGAAAAGCAGAAUCCCUCCCCCACCUAUCCUGCUAUCCCGAACUCAUUGUUCUGUGACAUUGAAACCUGCUCCAUUUAUUUCAGAUGUUAAGGUCUCCUGGUACUGCAUUUUGGGUUGCAAAGCAGAAGGAAGCUAUGGAAAAGUAAGGCUAAACAAUAAUCAUCUCCCAAACUCAGGAGAAGCGAUACCAGCUGAUGGUAAAAGCAUUUUUGAAGUGAAAGGUUUAGAAACAAAUGAAAAAUAUGUCUUUGCAAUUGCUGCUUAUUCUUCUAACGGGAAGCUUAUUGGUGAUGCCAUUGGGGAGACAACUAAACCAAUUCUGGUUUAUCCACCUCUUUCUGCUGUUACUACUCGGAUGUUCUUGACGCAGGUUGCCUAUCAGAUUGGUAACUAUGAGUUGGCUAAGAAGGUUUUCUCACCAGUUUGGGAUUAUUUUGUUGCUUCACCACAUCAUGAUGAACAAUCUGUUAUUUGCUUAAGCAAUAUAAUGACUAUUACACAGAGAAGAUUACAUUCAGAUAUUUUGGCAGAGACUUCUUCAAUCCUCUUAUACCUUUUUCUUAGAAAUAUUUUUGUAACAAGUGACAUUAAAAUUAAAGAAGAAAAUCUUUUCUGUGAUAAUAUUAAAGGCAAUGAGAUUUUCCCCUCUCAACAAAUUGCUAGAUUAAUUGAAUGUGAGAGAAUAUUAGUGGCAUUGGACCUUAGCAACUACCUAAAUGAUUCCAGUUAUGCCCUUCAAGCUGUGACUCAGUGUUAUGGCCUCCUUGCUCCUAUAAUCUACCACAAUGUUGUUUUGGUACCUGUUGUACAGAUCUUGAUAAAGUGUGUGGUGGUUUUGCAGGGACUACCAAACAUUGUCCACUCAAAGAAACAUUUUGCAAGUUUUGAAAGUGUACAGCACAUGAUAGCUUGCUGUGUCUUCUACAUAACAAAGAUUCUGCGUUCAUGGAAAGAAUAUGACCUGGCAGUUAUGAUUAUAAAUUAUGGAAAAAAGAUGUUAGACAUCACAUCAGGGUGCAAAUCUCUGUUUGGUGUGACUGACCAAGAAGAAACACAAGAGGAGGGUUCUUCUAAGAAGUCUUACAAGCCUAAGAAGCCACAGCAGAUAUUAUUACCUGAAAAAAUAAAUGAACAGCUGGCCUUGUUGGAGACCCACCUACUCAAACUGACGAAGCAAUAUGUUACAACUGAACUCUCAGGAACAGAGGACCCUGUAUUUCUUUACCCUAUUGUUUUAAACUGGUCGGUCAAAGGUGCUGUGAAAGAAGUUAUGAAAUUUAAGCAGAGACCUAGAUUCCUAGAAUUCUUUACACAAGUUAUGCUAAAAUGUAUGAACGAUGAAAAAUUUCAUCUUAUGGUGGAGAUAACAAAUCCUGUUUAUGACUUCUUAAAAAGGAGGAAUGAAUCCCUACUUGGAAUUAAAAGAACAAAAUAUAAAGACAAUAUUUUGUGUAAAAAGACAGGCAAACCUUUGAAGAAGUUCAAAGCUGCAGUAAUGGAGAUUGGAAGAACUAUAGAUAUGAUGCCAAGAAAAAGAAGUAAAAGAAAGGAAACUCUAAGAGAAUUCUUUUCUAAAAAUCCAUCUAUUGCUGAAAUGAUGGAACAUGAAAGAAAUAAGAGAACUGAUGUUAGAAAACUUGCCUAUCGAUCCCUGGUGGAGAACUUGAAUCCUAUAAUAUUAAAUUUUGUGAAAAGGAAGAGGUUCCAUCAACUAUUUCUUGAGGAGAUGCCCUGGAGAGCUCAGAUGAACCUGUAUCUGGCAAGUGCACACUUCUCCCUGCUUUUAACGAAACUAGCGGAACGAACGAAGAUGAAAUUUGGCACUUCACACCCAGUGGUCAGUUUCCGAUCAUGUGAUCCUAAUAUGUUCUCACUAUAUAAUUCUGGAACAGUAUUACCAACAGUGAAAUUGACUUUAGAAAACUAUAAAGCAAUACUUGAUUUCCUUCAUACAGCUAAAAAAAGAAAGGCCAACUUACCAUCAGAUGCUGAAGAAUUUUCCACAUUUAUUAAUUCCAGAAUGAGUGGUGAAAAUGUGUCAAAGACACAAACAGUUUAUGACUCAGACUCUCAGUCAGGUCUUAGUACUAAAGAAAAGGAUCGAGCAGCAAAUUUGGGUCUAUUGGAUCAUUUUAUGAAAAUCUUUUUAUAUUGCAGGAGAGCAAUGGUUCUUGCUCAUCGUGGAGGCUAUUGGACUCUGCUUCAGAAUAGCUGUAGGACCUUUUGGAACUUUACUCAGGAGCUACAGAUACUUCUUAAACAAGCAGUGGAUCUCUAUAAAACAUUUCCUGUUAGCCAGGAUGGUUUCCUCUGUACCUGUGUUUUGCCAUUCUAUUUGGGAGCAGAAUUACUUAUUGACAUGUUAAUAGAACUGCAAAAUACCAAUUCUAUUAAGGUUAUUGAAGAAAAGGGAGAGUUCAGUGUUCCAAGCUGCUAUGGAAAUAUUAAAAAUGAUAAUGGUGGUUCUAGCCUUCAUUUUGAGGAUCCGUUGGAUGAUGUAAAUGUGGUUGAUUUGAAAUGGAUCCAUGACUUUGUGUUAAAGUCUCUGGAGGUUUUAUAUCAAGUGGAAAAAUGGGAGACACUAGUAUCACUUGCCAUCCAGUUCAAUACAAUUUCACAUGAGAGAUACACAGAGCAAGUGACACCGCUCCUGGUAUAUGCACAGCGCCAGCUUCUUCUAAGAAUAUCCAAGUUCAAUGGCCCAGAUGUUACCCAACAACCUUGUGCAAGAUAUGAAGCUGAAUACGAAGAGAAGAUAACCUGCCGAAAUUUCAUUGGGAAGCAGCUCAAGAUUAAUCCUCCAACAAGUGAAGAGAAAGAUACAGGAAGCUGCACAGAUUUCUGUAAAAAGCUUAUCUAUUCAGAAUAUAGCCACGCCAAAGAGCUCAUUUGUGUGCCUGUGGAUGUGACAGACACUUUGCGAUGUUUUAGACAAACUUUGGAAAAAUCCAAAUAUGAUAGCAGAUCAAUCCGACACAGCAGAAAAUUGCUUUCAUUAUUCCUUGCACAGACACAAGGAGAUAAAGGAGGAAUAAACAAUGAGAAAUUUACCACUGGAAAGGUGGAGUUUUGCCUGGGGACAGAAGAGAUGCAUAUGCCAACACCCCCUGACCUCUCUCAGGAACACUUUAGAGUUUUCAGUUCAGUGGAAAAAAGUAAACUUCCCUAUUCACAACUCGGACUCGUAAUUUCCUCUUAUUAUGAAACUAUUGAUGUUCUCCAAGCCUGCAAUAAAAGAAGUCUUAAAGUUCAGGCAUUGCAUGAACUGGGAAGCCUUCUCAUCUUUGCUGAAAAGAAAAGGGCUGCUUUUAAAUGUUGGUGCCAAGCUCUUGAUGACAUAUUCAGAAAACAAGAUGUGCUGCAUACAUGGAAAGAGUUUGGUAGCUCGCUCACCAAUGCUACCAAUAGCUAUUUACCUCCAGGUUCCAAAGAUUAUAGUGAGGAAUUUCUGUCAAAUGUUGGCAUUUGGGGAUGUUUGCAAGGAGCGGUCAUAUCAGCAAAGAUAGCUCAAUUUAUUAAGAUCUCAGAGGUUGACGAGAGAACCAACUGUUGCAUUUUGUCUGCAUUACUCUUUCAGGGUUUGCUCAGAACCACACUUCCACACCCCAAAGCGGAACGUUGCUAUGCUCAGUAUGAAAUCACUCAGCUUCUCCCAGGCUUCGAGCUCUUCUCGGACAGAUACAGGGCUGACAUUUGCUCUGUAGUUGCAAGUCUGUAUUACGUUAUACGUGAACUGCACUUUGCUAAGCAAAAUCUAAUAAUUCUGCCUCUCCUUGCAUUGUAUCAGUAUUUUGUUUCUGGAAUUUGCCAAGACCUAGUCAGAAAUCUAGAAGCAAGGAUCCUCAAGAUAGAAGUCCUUACAGAUUUAGGAUUUUUUUCUGAAGCCUUUUAUGAGAUAUCCCAGAUUUUUUAUGGAAAAAACAUGCCUUCCUCAAUACCUGCAGGCUGUAAAGCUACUGGAAAAGUGAAGAUAUUUCAAUCAUUUGACUCAGGAAAACCUCUUACUAGUAAAGAAAAUUUACAGGCACUUGAUGAAUUAAUAAGUAAAGGAUUGCCUCUAAUUCUGGUCACAGUUGGCCAACCACAUCUCCUAAAUAAGUUUUCUUUCAUUAAAGCCUACUUUUUAAUAAGUGUGGCUGCAACAAUAAAUUGUGUCCCAGAAAAUUCAAUGAAAACAAUCUACCAUGGACUUGUUUCUGAGAAGAGUAGAGCAAACUUUCAAAACUUGAAAGAAUUAUGUUUAAAGGACGAGGGAAUCUCAUUUGGUCAGUUUGCAAAAAUUAAAGAUGACUUCACACUUAGCACAAUAAAGUCAGCUUUACUGACAGAAGCUGAGGACAGGCUAAACUUCCUUGUGUCAGAGAUGGAGCAUCCAGGCCGCAAGGACCUGUCCCAGUGUUCUGCUGGUGAGUUGGAGAUUGUGGUAGAGGCCAGGCUUCAGCUGGCUGCAAUUGCCCUGCAAAGACACCGGGCCGCAUACAGUGCUGCAAUAGUAUUUUCUACACUUAGACUUCUCCAGGAUUCAAAACUUUUUAAAAAGAAGGUAGUACAAGAUGACACAGAGAAUUCCAUCUCUCUGGGAGCUUCUGCCACUGAAAAUAAAGAUGAUGGUGAGUUUCUAGAUCCUACUUCCCUAAAUUCUCGAGAACAUUUCAACAUCCAUCUGUGGUUGAGAUGCCGCCUAGCAUUGGUGACCGCCUUUGUUGCACAGAUUCACGGCGUUGGAAUUGUGACAGAAAACAAUAUGACAGAUUACGUCAGCCUCAUCAACGAAGGGUGCAUGGAAGCAAAAAGUGCAGGAGACAGGGAGCUACAAGCUGAAUUCUUGAUGCAAGCUGUAAUCAUUGGCCUACAAGAAAAGCAUUUAAAGGCAGACAUCAUAACAAACCUUCAGGCUGUAAUACAUUUGCUUGAAGAAAGUGAAUUUAUUUCCCCUCGAUCUCAUUUAACCCUGGUGAGAAGCAUGCUUUUGCUGGAUGACUUAACAAAAGCUGAGAAAUUCAAGGAAACUCCUUCAAAAACAGAAAAAUUAUGUUUGUUGACUCAGGCUCACAACAUUCUUAUUGAACAGAUGCUAACUUUCGGAGAAACGAUUGAAUUUCCUUUAUCAAACACUGACUCUGCAAGUCCAUCGCAGCCUUUGAAAAAUAUCUAUCUUCCCCAUGUCAUGUUAUUGGCCAAAACAAAAAUGAGGAUUGGACAUACAGUGGCCAAACAAGUCUAUUAUACCAGUAAAAAGAAGGAUCCCUCGAAGUGGUUACCUGCCCUUCAUCUUUUUGAAAUGGCACGGAAGCUCUGUAAGGUAGCAGCAGCAGAAGAACGUGAGGUAGAGGCAGAAAUUCUUUUUCAGAAAGGCAAAAUAGAACGUCAAAUAUUGAUGGAAGAGAAAUCUCCAAGUUCACAACUUGAGACUUUAUUUGAAGCUAUACAACUAAGCUUGAGAAAUGAUCAAAACUCGGGGUUGAUAAGAGACUCCUACUUAGAAAUGGCCUUAUUAUUUUUACAUAUGAGGAAGCCAAAAAACAAUCUUUCAACACCACCAUUAACACUUAAGACUCCUACCAGAAGGCAUAGUUCUAUUAAAGAACCAACAGUAAAUAGAUUUGAAAUGUACGGUUCACUGGCCUGGACUGUGAUAAGAGCUGCUGCCCAGGUCAGUGAAGCUGUGCUAGCAGUUAAUCUACUUAUUGGAAAGAAGAAUGCUAGAACUGAUAAAGUCAGCCAAGGGGCCUUACCAAAUAUCCCCGAAUUUGCCACUGUGGAUCUUUUGUCUUCAUAUACAGAUUAUUUGCUUGAUAACUACCAAGUGGUGUUCCAGACUGCCUGUACAUUUUCUUAUCAAAAUGAUGGCAUGUGUGACAACACAGAUGCUAGAAAAAAGACUCCGACUAAAGUGGAUAUUACGUGGAUUCUUCUACUGCGCUACUAUAUUCAUCUGCAAAGGAUUAAUAAUAUGAGCAAAUUGCUAGCAUCUCCAAAGCCAGGAUCUGGAAUUUCUUUGCCAGAUGAUACACUUCUCACAUCCCUUUUCAACUCUGGGCUGAUAUUGCGCCAAAAGGAAAUGCAUUUUUUCCUUAAAAGAUUUUUACAGCUGUAUUCUUCCUCUUGUAUUGAUGAAUUUCCAAAAGAACUAUGUCAAGGAGUGGAAACUACAUUUUUCUCAGAAAAAAACUUAUAUAACUCAGUCAAGUUAUGUCAUGACAGUACUCUAUACUCUGAUUCAUCAUUAAAGCUCUCUGCCAGCCCAUCUUCAGGAGAUGUGUCAUCAGAUAUGAACAUACAAGAUUUAAACAAAGAACUUUGCUUUCAAUGGUACAUUCCUCCUCUAGAAAGACCCCCAAAGGAAACAGAACCUAUGGUUUUAUUGUUGUAUGCAUAUAACAUGAGGCCCCAGAAUAUUUCAGAGGCUGUGCCUAAUAGCACUUCUAGCGAUGUCUAUGUUGGCUCUUUCUGGGUUCCACUGAACAGGCAAGUAAUGAUGGAUUUCCUACAACUCUGCUAAUAUUUUCCUUAGAACAGACUGUUUUAGUAAUAUUCAAGGUAAGUCACAGGAGAACUUUUAGAAGACAUUUUUAGAAGAAUCUUCCUUUUAAUUAGAGGAGUAUGAUAUUGCAGUGGUUAAGAGUAUGAACUCUGAAUCCAGCCUGCUUUGGGUCAAAUGCCAAUCGUGCCCCUUAUUCACUUUGCAAACUUGAGCUUGUUACUUAACCUCUCUGUGCUUCAGUCACCCCAUCAAUGAAGUGGGAAUAAGAAUAAUAGUACUUAGGGUUGUGGAGAAACACUUCCUGACACUUCAUAAAGAUUUUAGAGAGUACAAGGAUAUAUAUUAUAUUUUGCCUAUAAUUUGGGGCAUAUUUAAAAAAUUUUUUAAUGCUUAUUUAUUUUUGAAAGAGAGACAGAGCAUGAGAGGGGAAGGGACAGAGAGAGAAGGAGACACAGAAUCUGAAGCAGGCUCCAGGCUCUGAACUGUCAGCACAGAGCCUGGUGCAGGGCUCGAACUCACAAGCCUGGAGACCAUGACCUGAGCCGAAGUUGGCUACUUAAUCGACUGAGCCACCCAGGCACCCCUAAUUUGGGGCAUAUUUAAAAAGUAACAUGUGGCACCGUAUUGGGUUGCAAAAUUAUGGACAAACUCCACGCCCUCCAUUGUCCCACCCUUCCCUAUUUUACAUUGUUCCCCACAUCAAAAGCCUCUGCUUCAUCCAGGUUGUUUUCCUUUCUCUCCAUCAAACAGGGCAUGUCUCUAACUUUUGCUCAUGCCUGGUUUCUCUCUUCUCCUGUUUCACUUUACCAAAUUCCUAGUUGGUUUUUAAUUUUUUUCAUUGCUUAGUUAAUUUAGUUUUGAUUCCAUUGUUCACCGUCCUUGUGACCUCAACUCCAUCGCCUCAGUUGUAAAAUGGAAAGAAUAUCUACUCUGCCUGCCUUUCAGGGUUGUUAAGAUCAAGACAGACAACAUAUGCAUAUCUUCUGAAAGGCCGAAAGCACUGGGCAAAUGUCAAGUCUUGUUACUAACCCCUGUGUCUAUCAGUGUCAGCUCUUUGCCCUGUUAGGCACCUAGUAAGUGCUUAGCGAACAGAGACCUGGUUCUUCCCUGAAGAGCCUUGUUCAUGCUCCAAGAUUUUCAUUUUGAAGGACUUCUUGGCCUUGCCAUAAAAGAGAAUAAAACAAGAGAUGUUUCAAGAGCUGGCAUAUUUUCAAUUAUUCAGCCAAUUUUCUUUUUUCCCUUUUUCCUUUUUUUUUUUUUUUUUUGAACUGGCAGAAAAUCUAGGCACAGGACAUAUACCAGCACAGCUAAGCAACAAAGUUAUGAAAUUAUAUACUUGCUUUGUGUACAUAAAUAUGGCAAGAUAUUUUUUUAGAAUCACAUGAUGAAAAUGAUGAUAAUUUCUGCAGAGUGGAAUGAAAUCAAAAUGACAGAAUUCUUUUUUAUUCCAAAAAGUUUGUAAUUUGAAUGUGUUUAUGAUCAGUGGUAGGUUUACUCAGGUUAGGGACAUGAACCUGGCCAACACAGAGGAGGGUGCCUGGCAGUAUCUCAUCUAACCUAUCCCUUGGGGACACAGUUGAAAGCUGCCCAUUUCCCUCAUCUAGGCUGGCAUUGCUUGUAUUCUUAGGAGGGCCAGGGUAAGAUAGGUACGUGGGGAGUUGCUCUUGUUGACCAUCUUUCAGAAGGCAAAGUAAGAAUACAAGGGGUCAGAAAAAAAUAAGCCAGAGAAGGAACCAGAAUAGCCUUCAAAUUGGGCAGUCCUCUUGAAUCGUUCAUUUCACGUCCUAAUCUCCAAAUUAAGUACUUACAAGGAAAAACAUUUUAAUUCUUGGCAUUUUUCUAUAGCAACAAAAGAAAAGAUAGUGUUCUCAAUAGACACGCAUAAAUGUUUCUGUGUAGUUCUAUCUAAUUAUGUUCUUCUAACCAAGAUCCAGUUCCCUGCCUGCUGUCUCUGCCUUCAAGUCUCCUGCCAUCCACAUUUCUACUUCUGCCCGGGUCCUGCUUCGAGGCCCUGGCAGCCUGGGGGGGGAGAGAGUGCCGUUAGUCAGUAAAUGAGAGCAGAGGCUGUGGGGAGCUGGUCUAGCCUGGAUGAGAUGAUGGAUGUUUGUGGGCCAAUGUGGGAAUUCAAAAGCUGGACUGAGCAUUGACACGGAUGGGGAGGUCAAGAUGUGUAUGGGCAAGAUGUUGGGCAAAUGGGGUCAUGAGAUGAACCUGAGAUGCUAGGUCCUCUGAUGCUGCUCCUUGAUCAGGGGCCCAGCCACCCCCACCCCCACCCCCCACCCCCAGCCUGCUUUUUACAGAGUUAGACCAAGACAUUUGUUUUUGAAACAGAUAGUACAGCUCUGGACAUUCACUGACAAUCUGAAACCCAAACAUCAAAGAACAGUUUAUCCUUCCUGCAAUUCCAUGUAUUAGAAGGGGAAGCUACAUUAUUUUUGAAAGAGAAGCGGGAAUUAUAAGAAUUCUUUCUUGGGUAUUAGAAUGAAGAACAGUGUGUUAGAAUAUCAUCUUUCUCUCAUGUGGCUUCUCAUGGUUAGGAAUGUACAUAGUUAUGUCAUUUCAUCGGUACAAAAUGCUGUGAAGUAGAUGAAGCAGGUUUUAUUAUUCCAGUCUUGCAGUAGGAGGAAUGUCAGGGUCAGAGAGGUUAGGUGGCUUGUGCAGGGUCUCAUGGCUGAUGUGUGUUGGAACCAAGCAUGCUUCUCCCAGGUCCUUUGAGUCCCACCUGUUCUCUCUCCAGUGCAUCAGGCAGCCUUUCCGCCAUUCUUGGAGAUGACCCUUUUUUUUUUUUUAAUGGAUGUCUUCCAAGUGAACUUUUAAUAACAUAUCUUUACAUUUUAACCAUUGUCCUUUUUUUAUAAAAGAGUUUCUUAAACACACUAUAUAAUUUCAGAUCCUCUUAUGUAUAAUUAAAGGUACUUUUUCACCUUCUAUCACGGUCAUCGAGUAUUAUACCAUGCUGCAGAUGAGGACCCUGUGGAACAUUGGAGAAUUGACAUUCCUGUGUAUGUUUUUGAUGUCAGUUUGACUUAAUGGAUAAUUUACUUCUUUCUCAUAAAAGUUUCCUUCCUUCCUUGGAUGGAGACACCCACACUGACGCACACACACAUGCAUGCAUAUAUGUGCUGUAUCCCAUAGCAUAGACUCACUGAAGGUCACACAGGUGGCUGUUUGCCUCCUUCAGCUGCUUCAAAUGCUUUUUCUCCUCCUGACUCCACUCACCCAUUUGCCUCUGCCUUCAGAGUAUCCACUGUUCACUGGCCUGUGGCCCCAGAAGCUUUCUGUCUUCAGCAUAAUUGCCGCUGUGUCCUGUGCCUUCCUCCUUGGCUUUUGCUUUUCCUUCUUUCUUGAUCCUGCUCCCUGCCCUUUCACCCCUCCCGCACAAUAUACUUCAUUGUUAUGGGCUCAUUGAUUGGCCUUUGCAAGCCAUUGCUAACUUGCCAUAAUUCUUACCUUCAGGUCAGCAGGGCAGUCAAGGCACAGCAUUAAGAUUUACAUAGGAGCAAACCUUUUGUUAUUGCCUGGACUUUCUUUGCUCACGUAAAUGUUCAUUUUCUUUUUUUUUCAUCUUAAGCAGUAUUUUGGAUGUGUGCAUUUCUGUCAUUGUGCCUUUGCCAGUUUGUCAUUUUAAAUCUCUCAGAGUAUAUAACUAGGUCAUAAAUAUUAUACGGGUUAGAAUUGUUUCUCUUUGCUCAUGUUUCUUGAAUGAAGGAAUUAUUGAAUGAAUGAUGUUUGGGAAUGCCGGAAACCCCAGUGUUAAAUACCUGAGGACUAACUUUACACAUAUUACAGAUUCUGGGAAUAAACGAAUGCCUUUCUUAGCUUUUCAAGUAAAAUACAUGUGCAUCUGUUAUUUUUAGGGUCAUUUCAAUUCAUGAGAAACUAUCUAAUCUUACGCAAAUAGCUGAAAUAUCAUUGCCAACAACUCCUGAAAUUACUUCAGAUGAAAAUGUAUCCGAAAUGCAAGAAAUG
Messenger RNA from Acinonyx jubatus (cheetah), 15091 nucleotides. RefSeq names its product cilia and flagella associated protein 54 (gene CFAP54). The record is from RefSeq and is a predicted model, not a curated record. Gene Ontology annotation, biological process: cilium assembly. Lineage: Eukaryota; Metazoa; Chordata; Mammalia; Carnivora; Felidae. The transcript has 66 exons. The coding region runs from base 1922 to 11140 and encodes 3072 amino acids.